Silurus meridionalis is the source of this 2622-nucleotide messenger RNA. It is a transcript of the gene lrrc45, whose product is annotated as leucine rich repeat containing 45. The record is from RefSeq and is a predicted model, not a curated record. Gene Ontology annotation, cellular component: centrosome. Gene Ontology annotation, molecular function: protein binding. The transcript is spliced from 19 exons. Lineage: Eukaryota; Metazoa; Chordata; Actinopteri; Siluriformes; Siluridae. The coding region runs from base 107 to 2170 and encodes 687 amino acids.
CGGAUAUGACGUUUCUCUUCCUGGUUACGUUCCAACUGUCAAAAGAAACAAUGAGCGGAAUGUGUUUUGGUGAUACACGCAGCACCGUGUUUGGGUGUGAAAGUGAAUGAGACAUCGGCACAGAUACGCUUCCUUGUGUCCAGUGAUGGAGGAUUUCCGUCGAACCUACCAGCGGCUGUGUAAGGAAGCAGGUGUGGAGCCCCAGGAGUCAGUCCUGACCCAGCUGCAGGAGGUCCGAGCUGCGGCUUCUGGUACCAAACUGGACCUGAGUGGUCAGAGUCUGACAGUGGAGUCCUGCUCCAUGCUGGGCAAGUCACUGCAAAACAACACUCUGUUCACUGAGCUCAUUCUCAGCGACUGCAUGCUUAGUGAAGAAGGCACCAAGCUUCUUCUGAAAGGGCUGUGUUUCAACACCACAGUAAAACUGCUGGAUCUUAAGGGAAACAACUUGAGAGGUGCUGGAGCUGAAGCUUUGGGGAAGUUGUUGAUGAGAAACAAGACAUUGCAGCGGCUUGUAUUGGAGUGGAAUGCCAUAGGGAUGUGGGAGGAAGGCUUUUCCGUCUUCUGCGAAGGUCUCGCUUCUAAUAGUUCUCUUACACAGCUAGACCUGCGCAACAACCAGAUCAACCACCAGGGAGCAGCUGAGAUUUCUCUGGCCUUAAAAAGGAACUCCAUCCUAAGAGAGCUUGACCUGCGGUGGAAUAACAUUGGCCUGCUGGGCGGCCGUGCUUUGCUAGAAGCUCUACAGCAGAACCACACUCUCCUGCAGCUCGAGAUGGCUGGCAACAACAUCCCAAGUGACAUCCUCAGAGCCAUCGAGCAGUCUAUGGCUCACAAUGCGGAUCGACAUUUAACCCUGCGAGAAAGCCACACCAAAACUAAGGUGCUCAGCAAGGAGAUCCAGUUCCUCAAAGAGGAGAAGAAUCGCCAGGUUCUAAAUCUGAUGGAGACCAUUGAUAAACAGAGGAAUGAGAUGGGGCAGAGCAGCAGGUCAAGCACAGGUACGCUUGGGCCAGCUCAGGAAGCUCUGAAUGAACGCAAAUCUGCCAUGAAUUCCCUCACAGCCAAGUUACAAAUGACUGAAGCUGCUCUGGCUCUAUCUGAACAGAAGGUCAGCAAUAUGGGAGAUCUGCUUACAAAAACAAAAGUGGAAAGGACUGAACUCUUGGACAGGCAAUCCAGAGAGAUGAAGAAACAACAGGAGGACAGUGCUCACCGAGAAGGGAAGCUUUUGAGGGAAGUAAACAGUCUAACUGAGAAGAAUCUUCAGCUAAAGAACAAGCUAAAUGAAGCUGAGCAGCGAUGCAAAGGUCAACAGGAUCAAAUCUUUGAGCUGAAGCAGGAGCUGACCAACUCCACUGCAGAGCUGAAAUUACGGCUGUCCCAAGCUGAACAACGCUUGGACACUGAGAAGAGAAGAUCCAGACAAGCUUUUGAAGACAUGGACAGUUUGCGUCAGAAAGAGGUAGAUCAUGUCAAUAAGCACCUGGAGGAGAGUGAGAGAGCUCUACAAGACCGUAUUCUCAAACUCGAGGGCCAGCGGAUCCAGCUAGAGGAGGAGCUUAGCCGAAUGAAGGCUGUUAUAGUGACGGAGAGGGCUCAGGCAGAAGAGGAGCUUGGGAAAGUGCGGGCACAGGUGCGCCUGGAAGAGCAGCAGCAUUUGAACAGCAUGGAGGAGAAGCUGCGAAGCGUACGUCAGUCACGUGACGAGGCUCAGAGCCACUGCACACAGCAGAAGCAGACCAUCAGUGAGCUACACAGCCGAGUAGCCCAGCAGAGCAUAGAGAUGGACACCCUGCGGCGCAGGAUCGACGAACUGCAGCAGGAGCUUGCAGGGAAAGAGCAGGAGAAGGUGGCGGAGGUGACACGGGUUAAGGUGGAGCUGCAGGAGCAAAUCGGCCACUUGCAAGCUGAAAGAACGGCACAGAGCAGCUUAAAGGAGAAAGUCGCUGCUUUGGAGAGAGAGAUUAAAGCACUCAGCACUUCUCACCGAGAGGCUCUUCUAGACAAAGAAAGCGAGAUCUCAUCUCUGCAGGAGCGCAUGCGGAUGCGGGAAGCAGAGAUCCAGCGUAUACGUGAGGACGAGGCACAGAGAGCCAGUUUUCUUCAGAACGCCAUCCUCACUUAUGUUCAAGGUUCCACUCUUGGACACUACAGCCCAAAAAAAUGACCCAUCACUCAAUCCAUAAUUAAAAUUACUUCUUCAGUUCCAUGUGACUUCAGUCAGUGGGGCCAUUUGGAAUGAAAAGUGGUCCAUACAUACAGCACAAUGUACUUGGAUGUUGAAUCGUUUUAAACAAAUAUCUGAGGGGUGUCUUCAGUUAAAGCAGAUUAAAGAUUGCAACCCAAGUCUGGGUGCUUCAAUACAAUUCCUCAAAUUUGUAGUAUUGUUUCAACAAAAAUGCUGAUCUGACUUUUUAUAUUCUUAUUUUGUGAAUAUAAAUUGUAUUGUGUGUUUUUAUUCAACAUUUUUAUUAUUAUUUUUUAAACACAGGCCUCCUGUUUUCUCAGGAAUAGCUCAUUUUAGUACCCAGCUCACAUUUUUAUAUUUUUGUAUGUUUGAUUAAAUUUUUUCUAUGCUGUAUGAACUGGUUUUAUACAAUAAAAUCUGUGUUAAAUCUA